AUGAGAAGUUGGGCCAACAAACGCAACAGGGUAUUGGGCAGCAGCAGCAACAAAGACCUAAGAAGAGCAUUAACGACAGACAAGAAUGGACGAUCUACAGCUGACCAGGAGUCCAUGCAAUUGCACAUCAAGGUGGAAUCCUCCUCAAUCGGUAAUACGGGUAUCUCAGAGACUACAAAUGUGAAAGUUAGCGGUGCUGGUGUGAAGCAAGGCGACAAACUAAGGCUGAAAAGGGACAGAGAAACCGCGAGCAUAUCGUCGGCGAAGGCUAGCUCGCCCACCGGGCCCAAGAGAUUAUUGGACCUUAGUGUCGAGACGGAAGGUACCGGUGUACAGCGACUGUCUUAUCAAAACCGUGUUUAG
Orbilia oligospora ATCC 24927 is the source of this 363-nucleotide messenger RNA. RefSeq lists its product as uncharacterized. The transcript has 2 exons. NCBI's taxonomy places the organism in Eukaryota, Fungi, Ascomycota, Orbiliomycetes, Orbiliales, Orbiliaceae. Bases 1 to 363 code for a protein of 120 amino acids. The record is from RefSeq and is a predicted model, not a curated record.